Parnassius apollo (apollo) is the source of this 732-nucleotide messenger RNA. NCBI's taxonomy places the organism in Eukaryota, Metazoa, Arthropoda, Insecta, Lepidoptera, Papilionidae. The record is from the annotation of a GenBank genome assembly.
AUGAACUCUGAUAUCAAGUUCACACAGAGCGAGUUUCAUACUUUGGACAAUUUCCAGAAAAGUCUGAAUAUUAUCAAAGUGACAGUCGAAGCACUGUGCCGGCGUGAUGCAAUUCUAUUAACUGCUGAUGCGGCUAUGAAAUUUAUGCUACGUAAAUUAGAUAGUCAAAAUUCUACACUGUCAAGACUUCUCGCAAGAUCAUUGCGCGUGCGCAUUUCCCAAAGACGACUUUCUAUUGCAUCUACUUUUCAGUAUCUCCAAAAUCCUGAAACAUAUUUCAGUGAAGUUGCUACCGCCGAGUUCCCAAAAACCCCAGAAAUGGUGGAGGAAAUUUAUUCACUAACUCAAAAAUUUGAAGAUGAAUCUGUGGUUAGGGAUAUGGAUGAUUUGGCCUUGGAUAAUAGCGCCAGCAGCGAGAAAAAUACAAAUAUGGGAAAUAGAAAUGAAACAGAAGAUGUAGCUAACAGAGAUGGUGGUUAUGGUGAAAAUGAUAAACAUAAGUUAAUUCAAAUUGCAAUGGCAUUGUUUGAAAAUGGUGGCAACCGCGGGUUCUAUUUAGACAUGGCGUACAGACAUUUACUGACCCCCACGAGUGUAGAGUCUGAAAGAGCAUUCUCGUCUGCGGCAUAUACGUCCAACAAAAUAAGAUCGUCUCUCAAAGACAAUACCUUGAAUGCCCUCUGCUACUUACGUUCCAUAUUUCAGCAAUCGCGAUCUCGUGAAUUGCCGUAG